This is a messenger RNA of Fonsecaea pedrosoi CBS 271.37, 2901 nucleotides long. RefSeq lists its product as uncharacterized. Bases 1 to 2901 code for a protein of 966 amino acids. The record is from RefSeq and is a predicted model, not a curated record. The transcript has a single exon. Lineage: Eukaryota; Fungi; Ascomycota; Eurotiomycetes; Chaetothyriales; Herpotrichiellaceae.
AUGCCGACGAGGUGGUUGUCCAUUCGCAAACGGAAUCCUCUUCUUCACAACCCGUCGACCGCUGAACCGACUGCGAAGCAGCAGGACUUUGAUUUUGCCUUUGGGGAUUCAUCUUCGACCGGCCAGAGUGCUGCAGGCAGCGUUGGGCCCAGGCUGGUUCAGAUCCGUCCAACGACAUCCGGUGGCCCAACCGGGAAGCGGAAACUGCGUGUCGAGGUCCCUUCCAUCCGACCGCUGACAUCAGAGAAUCACCGACCCUCACCUCUGCAGAACGUGAAUGGUGUAUCGAAGUCAGAAGACAGCUUGAUAGGCCUGGCUUUUGGCAGUCCUAGUCACCCUCCCGCAUUCUUCUGUGUUCCUCCCGAACAGUCCGGCGUUUUCGAUCAAAGUCCUGUCCUCCGCCAGCAUCAGGAAACCUCGAGCAAUACCGCUCAGAUGAACUCUAAGAGAUGGAGGAAGCUAGGGACGCUGUUCAGAUCUCGACAAGCCGCUAUCAGACGAGAUGAGGUCCCUUCAGGCCCCACGAUAGGCCUUCCGACCGGUUUCGUGGUUUUGGACAAAGACACAGCCUCCGAGACAACGAAAGCUGAGGGAGAUAAGCUGCGAACGACGCAACCAGAGCAUCCCAGACGUGAUGCACCGCCACCCCCAGUCGAGAAGGAUCAAAGAUCCUUGACUGCGAAGACGACGGACUUAGUCAUUCAGAAGCCUGAAGACGACUCAAUCUCAAGACCGUCAACUGCGACCGCGACCGAUUCUGGGUCUGUAAGGGAGCCGUAUACACGCCCGCCUCUACCAAAGCUCGAACUGGAUAUUCCUUUCAAUCUUCCCGCGGCCAAGCGCUCUUCCUCACUUCUUGCAAGACGAAGUAAGGCGCUGGACAGUCUUAAAUCCUUCGACGACAGUCGGCCGACAACGAAGGGAACCGGUAACGGUGAACACGACGACCACAAAGGUCCUGAAUCAGAACCUUCCACGCCACUGAUGCCACCGAGACGACUGACGACGCCAACCAUGACGAGGUCGCCGGCAGCAAGCAAAUAUUCGCUCUUUCCAACCACUUCCCCUGCCCCUGUGAAGAUCGUCGGUCGAGUCCCCGACGCAGGUUAUGAUUACCUGCCACCUACUCAAUUACGAAGAUCAGCCACUUCCCCAGCCCGCCUGUCUCCUAUGCAAGACCACUUCUCCGUGCCAAAGCCACAACCUCUCAAUCCGAUCAAGAUUGCUUCUCCGAACGAUCAGACAAUCAACAGCCCUGAAGAUAAUACGGCGUCGACGGAUCGCGAGCCACCUUGGAGCUCUGCUCACUCGCUCCAAUCAUCUGUUUCUUCCGCAACCACGGUCGACGAAAUAUUCUUCGAUAUCAAGUCAUUUCGAGAUUCCAAGGGCGUAGAGGACGGCCAUUUCGUCAUGACCAGACCUGAUUCGGUCCAAGUAGAGCUUGCUCGGACACGGUCGAAACGGGCACCUCCCCCCAGCCACUUGCGGCACGUGGAAGCUUCAGCAACAGGCGCAAGUGGUGUCUCUGAGCGGCACACCCCGAUUCCACCAGAGCCGCCGGCAGCAUCUAGCGGUGGCCUUUCUGCAUGGACGACGAAGCACACGUCGGUCAACACGGCCUACUUCGACGAAGCAAUUGCUGCAGUGGAGAGACUAACAGCACCCACGGGCAGUGCCACCUCUGCCGCUGAGAAAAUCCCCAGUGUCCCUACGCUCACGAUUGCAAACCAUGACGAAAAAUCGAAUCAACCACCUCCAAUCGUUACCGUCCAGUAUCAAUGGUCGUCCGAUCAUCAGUCUCGACUGGGCAGCAAGACUCACGAAGAAGUUGGCCGUCUGAUCCCUUCGCCCGUGGUUGAAAUAAAGGAAGAUGACUCUCCUAGAUCGAACGCAUCGACCGUGAAGGUUGCGAGAUCACCAUCAGUCCAGCAAUCGCAAGCGCCGAAGAGUGUACCUCCUCGCGUGGCCGCGGUCAAGCGCGUGGAUCGCCCCAUUGACGACUCGCCCACAAUUCCACAAGGCCCUCCCAGCCCAAAGAGAACAGCAAAGUCGAUGACAACAUCACCAGCGGACGACAAGCCGCCCCCAGUCCCGAAAAAGGACGCCAAGUUCAUCCCUCUCUCGAAAUACGCGGCAAAGAGCACUGUGACGGCCAUCGAGCAACGUUCGGGUGUCAUCCCAUCGAGACCUGUGCGUGCUAAUACGGAAGACCUGGCUUUGCGGUCGGCGGCUCCUCGGGCGUCAAAAGAACGAUCUGCGACGUUGCCUUCAUCGCUGCAGCCCCAUUCCCAUGACGCGAUGCAGAAAUCGUCACUACGUGGUCUCGAAAAGACCGUCCCUCCCCGAUCUAAUCCGGUCGCUUCGAAUCCAGUGACUGCAGAAGUCGCAGUUGCGCGAACUGUCUCGCUCUCUCGGAAGCAGUCCGCGCGCAUCCACGUCCCUGGACCCAGACUCGCCGCACGCCGCGCCGAAGCCCAGGCCCAAGCUCAGGCACAGGCCCAAACAUCAUCGCAAUCACAUCUCCGAACUGGCUCUGCACAGAGAAACCAUGCGCGCAAUCCAUCCACCACGUCUCAGAGAUCGAACAAAUCACAACGCUCAUUCCUCGGGGGCGGACACCGGCACAAACGCACGGCGUCUUCGGCUAAGUCAGCCUCUCGCGGCUCCAAAGACCUCUCCGGCGCCAAGAACACUCUCAAAGUCACCAAGCCGCAGCCAGACGGCAAGGCUGGGUCCACGUUUGGCAAAUUGCUGUGGAGCAAGGAGUCGGAAAAGCAGCUCAUCAAGGAGGCGCGCAAGUGGGAGAUUCUCGAGAAGAAGAGCUACAGUCCAAUCGUGGUACCAGCCGCGCGAGGACACCGGCCUGGAGUCAGUGUCGGUGUUGUUCUAGAGAAUGUGUGA